UAUGGUACCCUUCACAAGAUGUCUGGAUUUAGCCAUUUUUUUCUGAGCUUCUGUAUUCUAGGAUAUACUUUCUGCAGUUCCACAGGUUGGCAUGUAUAUAUGCCAACCAAUAUCAGAGGAUUGAAGGGUUCCUGCCUAUUAAUUCCUUGCACCUUUGACUACUAUCAGAAUCCACCUCGCAGACCAGAUCGUGUGGCUUGGUACCAGUAUGCGAGCCACUCAUAUCCUGUAGUUUGUAAAGAUUGGGACAUUAGGGAUGAAAUUGAUGAAUUUAAAGGUAUAACAUGGACACCUAAUUCUGGAUCUGGGAGAAAUUGUGACCUUUUAAUCAAGCCAGUGACGUGGGUUCACCACAGACAGAAGAUUUACCCCUGGGUAGAUCCAGACUAUAUUGGGAAAUACACCCAUAAAUUCUGGGAUAAAACUGUAAUGAUUGAAGUAGUUGACAGGGCAGAGGAACCUCGUAUUACGAUUUAUGGAGACAGGAAGGUUGGACAGUCUGUGACAGUGCAAUGCACCGCUUCCCACACCUGUUCCUUGUUUCCACCGGAUCUGAGUCUCAACAUCCCACUGCGAAGCCACAGUCUAAGUCAUAGCUCAGGGUCUGAUGGCACAACCAAAACCACCUUGACGACCAUAUUAAACAUAGAGAGAGACCACCAAACUGUGCAGUGCUCCGUCAGACACAUGGGCGGUCACACUGUAACAGCCACUCAAACCUUAAAUGCGAAAUGCUCCUUUUCAGCGUUGACUAUCAGCCGUACAUCAAAUGAAUUCCUUGAGGGACAGGCAAGCAAAGUAACCUGCACUGCCUCAUACACAUGCUCCAAAGAUAUACCAACCCUGACAUGGAACUAUGGUAGCAUGCCAGCCUCCACUGAUACCAGCAACAGUGGAACCACUAGUUGGAGGACUGUCUCCACACUGACAUUCACAGCAUCAGCUAAUGACCAUGAACGACCUCUGACAUGCUACGCACGAUUCACUGGAGGAGGGACGCAGGAUAAGAGCAUCACCCUCCAAGUAAAGAGAAACAUGCUGUCUCGCGGCUGGUCCUUCACCACCCCCCGCAGCAUCACAGGCAUGAGAGGCUCAUGUAUCAUCAUUCCUUGCACAUUCACCUACAGUAAUUCCCAGCCUGCUGACCUCCGAGUUAUAUGGUACUUGUUCCAGAGCAAUGGGUACUCACCUGUAUUUGAUGAGCAACAGAAUAUUAUGAGUAAGUUUAACGGGAUAACCAGCUUGAUUGGAUCUGUGGGGGAGAGGAAUUGUAGUCUUAAGAUCGAGAGGCUGGAGAUGUCACAUAACCAGGACAGACUUUACCCAUGGGUGGACAAGCACCCUAUCACCUCCUACCAAAGCCUGGGUCCCACAUUUUAUGAAAAAACCUCUCAACUUAUUGUUUCAGACCAAGCACACAAACCACAGGUGAGCAUCAUAGGUAUCCCCAGGGUGGGAGAAGAGAGCACAGUGUCCUGCAAUGUUCGCCAUACAUGUAUCUCUGCUCCCCCCACCCUGACCAUAAGUGGUAUACCUGGAGAAGAUCUCAUUACGGACACUUUGGUAACUGAUGGGAUUUGGGAAAGGACAGUAGAGAGAACCUGGGCUGUAAAAGAAGAGGACCAGAGUGCGAAGUGUACGGUUAGCUACAGUGGGGGUCAAAGAGAAACAAGUGAGAUCAAGCUGAAUGUUGAAUGUCCAUAUGAUGACAUCACAAUGACUGAGCGGCCUGGCGACGCAACAGAGGGUGUGGCAAAGAGUGUCAUUUGUUCUGUUUCCUACAAAUGUAAGAAAAAUAAACCAACCAUUGUGUGGAACUACGAAGACAUGCAGAGUUCGUUAAAAACCAAAGAGAACUCCAGCAAUACCUUUAUCACAGUGUCAAAUUUAACCUUUAUUGGCUCUCUUGAGGAUGACGGUAAAUCUUUGACCUGCACUGCUCAGUUUGUUACUGGCGAGACCUCAGACUCUGAAACCCUUCAUAUAAAAAAAUAUGUGAGAGAUCCAUAUGAAAAUGACACGUUCCAUGAUCAGGCUGCUGACGUCCCUUUCAGAUUCAGCGCCCUGACCGGCUCCUGUGUGGUGAUUCCCUGCAGCAUCCCGUACAAGGAAGAUGAGCCUUUCACGCGUGGCAUCUGGUCCAAAAGAAAUAAUGAUGUCAUCUACCAUAAUGGCCAGAGCUUUGUGGUUGACCAUUUCAAGGGCCGCACCAGACUAUUAGGAGAGCUGAAUGAGGGAAACUGCUCAUUAGAGAUUGAUGACAUCAAACCCUUUGACAAUGGGCCCUUCUGUUUCCAUGCAGAGAGAGCUAACAUGGAAAGAUACAGAUUCAACAAUAGCUGCGUAUUUAUUGUUAUGAAAGCGUCCCCAGAAAAACCAGUGAUGACCUCAGUUCCAGCAGAAGUCGAUGCUGGCUCAACGAUUACUGUCUCGUGUUCUGUGACGCACACAUGUCCGUCGCAUCCUCCAGUGUUCUCAUGGAGUGUCCCUCACCUCACCAGCGAGGUCACGCACACCUGGACGCCGCAGGGCAUCUGGGAGACGACCUCCACCAUCACGUUCACGGCUGCUGGAGGAGACGGGGUCAAAAACCUAACCUGUACUGCUGUCUCCUGGCUCGGCAAACAACGAGCCAGCACAGUCCAGAUGACUGUAAAGGGAACAAGCUCUCGGUCAGUAGCCAUUGCAGUGUCAACUCUAGUCCUGGUUGUAAUCAUCCUAGCUGCAGUGUUUGGAGUGGUCUUCUAUAGGAGGAGGAAGCGCUCUGACGACCAGCUUAGACCACCACCUCGUCCAGAGAAGAGGAGAUCACUGUGGGAUAGAUUAUCCAGGAGAAACCCUGAAGACAGGGAGAGACCUCCAAGACCAGAAAAACGGGGGUCCAUUUGGAAUCGAUUCUCCCGAAACCAAGGCAAUGCUGCAAACAUCAGUGUUGGCUAUUCACGCAACACCACCACUGUAAACUGUGACACUCAAAUCUCCAAACAACGCUUUCCAUCCCCAAAGGAUCACCGGAGAGCUCCUCGCUCCGUCAGGCCUGAGGAUUACAAUGUGUAUGGCAACUGUUGAGUUCUUCAAGACACUUCUCGGAAACAUCACAUUCUUAGGGACAACAUUGCGGUUAUUUUUUUA
Perca flavescens (yellow perch) is the source of this 3132-nucleotide messenger RNA. RefSeq lists its product as uncharacterized. The transcript is spliced from 19 exons. The record is from RefSeq and is a predicted model, not a curated record. NCBI's taxonomy places the organism in Eukaryota, Metazoa, Chordata, Actinopteri, Perciformes, Percidae. Bases 19 to 3069 code for a protein of 1016 amino acids.